AGAGAGGAACAGGCAUCCUUGGAGAGGGAGGGGGAGAGGAAUGGAGCAAGAGUGGAGGGUCUAUGUAGCAGGCUGACAGGAGAGGGGUGACUGCCAGAGAGACGUGUUGUAAGAGGAGAGGGAGAAGGAGAGGUUUUUUGGAAGCCAAAAGGGGAGAAAGAAGGCAUCGAAGGAGGGUUGUGAGAGGAGUGAGAGUUUGUGCCAGUCGGGAGGUGAAGGAGAAGAGCUAGUGGGAGAACAGACUGAGAGGAGAGUGUUCAAAUGGUGGAAGAGUGGAGGGUCUGUUUAUUCCUCCUGACAGAAGAGGAAUAAAAAGGAACACAUGAUGCAAGAAAGUGGAGAUAGUGGACAGAGGAGUGAGAGAAGACAGGAGAGGUAGAGGACAGGAGGGUGAGAGGAGAGGGAGAGAUUCAGGUGAGUCUCUAAACAGAGGGAGCACUGUCUGACGGGAGGGAACGGAAGAGGCGUCCUGUGGGGCCAAGGGAGGAUCCUGCCAAAGAAACCAAGGAAGGACCCAGCUAGACUGUACAUGAAAGGUAGAGGAGGAGAACAAGGGAGAAGGAGCAUGUGGGUCUAGUAAAGGAGAGGAGUCCUGACUCACUGACUUGGGGGUAAAAUCUGAAAGACAAGAAGACGGCAUAGGAUCCAUGGGGUGCGUUCACAGUACCCAUCGCCGCAGCGCAAAGAGACGCUCUCCAGAACCCCAGGGACCCCCGAAAAUAUUGCUUCACAAUGUUGAAAUCCUGCAGCUAGCUGAGCUUGGUCGAGAGGCUGGGUCCCAUGUCUUCGCAGAGAAGAGCUUCAGGGAUAAACCGCCCUGUGAAGUGUGUGGACAAAGCAUUUACAUCCCCGGGUCCUUCUGCAGGGAGUGCAAAACAGCUGUACACACGAAAUGCAAAGCCAUGCUGACAUCCACCUGUGUCCCAGGCCUAAACCUGCAGGGCUCCACCAAAUCCCUGUCCAAUAAGAAAAGGGGCUCCCUUAUCAGGAGCAAGAGUGUGGAGCGUGUGAUGGACAGAGUAAUGGCUAGGCACUAUGACUUUGACCUCACCUACAUCACAGAGAGGAUCAUUUCUGUCUUCUUCUUGCCUGACCUGGAAGAACAACGUUACCGCGGCAACCUACAGGAAGUGGCCACUAUGCUCAAGUCCAAACACCAAGACAAGUUCCUGCUCCUAAACCUGUCCGAAAAGCGUCAUGACAUCACAAGACUCAACCCAAAGGUUGAAGACUUUGGUUGGCCCGACCUGCACGCCCCUCCACUGGACAAGAUCUGUGCCAUGUGUAAAGCCAUGGAGACCUGGCUGACCUCUGACCCUAGCAACGUGGUCGUCCUGCACUGCAAGGGAAACAAAGGGAAAACUGGGGUAAUUGUUGCUGCCUAUAUGCACUACAGCAAGAUAUCUGCGGGGGUGGACCAAGCCCUGACCACUCUGGCCAUGAGGAAAUUCUGUGAAGAUAAAGUCUCCUCCUCACUACAACCCUCUCAGAACAGGUACAUAUACUAUUUUGGGGGUCUGUUGUCAGGGACGAUCAAGAUGAACAGCAGCCCUCAGUUCCUUCACCAGGUCCUGAUUCCCUGCUUGCCCAACUUCCAGCCCGCUGGAGGAGGUUUCUAUCCUUUCCUGAAGAUCUACCAGUCUUUACAGCUGGUCUACACCUCGGGCAUAUACAACCCCCAGGGCUCCAGGGCCAGAAAGCUGUGUGUCACAUUGGAGCCGGCGCUUAUGCUGAAGGGAGACAUCAUGGUGAAAUGCUAUCACCGGUGCCCGCACGGCUCAGAGAGGGAGGCCGUGUUCAGGCUGCAGUUUCACACCUGUACGAUCCAUGGAGCCCAGCUGUGGUUCGGCAAGGGGGAGCUGGACCUGGCCCACACAGAUGACCGUUUCCCACCAGAUGCUACGGUGGAGUUUAUCUUCUCCUACAGCCCAGACCAACUGAAAGGGCGAGAGUACCGCAAGAAUGACCCUUCUGUUACCGUGGACUACAACACAUCAGAUCCUGUCGUGCGCUGGGACUCCUACGAGAACUUCAACCUGCACCACCAGGACAGCACUGAGGACAUCUCCCACACACGGGGCCCCCUGGAUGGGAGCCUGUAUGCCCAGGUGAAGAAGCGCCGGGGGCCCGGCACUGUCAGGGCCUCUGGGGUCUCUCCCAAUGGAUGCCCCCCCAGCAGCCCCGCAGCCCAGCCACCUCCACAGGCCCAGCCCAGCUUCAGUCCGCACGCUGGACAUUCCUCAGCUCCCUGUGAAUACCCAGAGGCCCCUUUUGCCCGUCCCUUGUCCCACCCGGACGGAGAGAAGGAGGAGACGGACCGCCCCCGCCAGGAGGCGGAGAGUGUGGCGAGGGAAAGGGCACGGGUGAGACAGAGAGAGAGGGAGACCGCCAUUUUGGGCGACGGAGACUGUUUUCCGGGCGGGGGGUUGAGGCGGGAACAGCGCUCCUGUUGCGUUGGCCCUGACUCCGGCCAGAGGUGUGGUGAGGCGGCGGGCUGGGCGAGGGCGCCGUGCCUCGUGAGCGGACACUGUGUGGAACGUUGUAGCAACCCCAAGAGCAGAACGCUUCCUGCCUUACCCUCUCAGCAGCCGCCGCACACGCGCCCUCUCUCACCCCGCCUGGACUUGUGCCAUCGCCAUAGCGCCCACCCCCUGCCUGAGUUGCCGUGGGAACACAGCCCGCCCCCAUCACAAUGUCUCCUUCGCCCCUGCUGUUCGUACCUCACCCCUGAACACGCCCACCCACACGCCCACACUCUACCGGCCGCAAAUAGGCUUGUCUGUGGUGGGGAGGAGUUUCAACUCUAUCACUACCCUGGCCACGUCCCUCACCUCUCACAUCAGACCAUGGCCUCCAAUCCAUAUAAGAAGAUUUAUUUCAGGCCAACUGCUCCUCCCCCUGGUAGCUGCCAAUGUCGGGACUGCACCUGCAGGCGAGAGCACCAAUCAGCUUCGGCCAGAGCCCAACCGCUGUGCCAGGACGGACCAGAGAGCCCACUCUGGGCCAGGGAGGCAGGGUUUAGGCAGGGGCCUCGACAGAGCUGGGAGGCAGAGAAGAUAUGGGAGGCGGAGAGGGAGGCAGAGUUCUGGCAACAGAGGUCAGGGGGAGGAGGGAUGUCACCCUACAGAGGCUGUAAUUCCCCUUUGGUUCAAGGUCAGGGUCAUGACCCUUCUGCUUUUCUGAUGGACCCUAAGCUCUCGGGGUACCCCAGCCCCCAACCCGUCCCGGAAAGCCCUCGUGGCAGCAGUGGGUACCACACCCCCCAACCCCCCCAGCCCUCCUGCCCCUGCUCGCCCCAGCAGAGGCCCUCGCCCACAGAGAGCCAUGGAAGCCGCGGGUACAUCUCAGGGCAUCAGUCCGGCUCUGCCUCACCCCUGCCCUCUGGCGGCCCAAACCCAGGUGCCUUUCCCACAAAACCGCCCCGGAACCAGCAGCGGGCUGACGGACACACUGGUGCGGCCGAGUUGGUUCCCAACAGUUGGGUUAUGGAGGACUCUUCCUCCCAGGGGUCCUGGGGGCAGGCAGAGGUCGAAGGACAGCCCACUUGCCCCACGCCUUCAUCAGACUGUGAUCCAGGCUACACAGCCAUCACUGGCAUCCCUGUACACAGUGCAGACGGUAGUGAGAAGAAGCCACAUGCGGAGGAGUUGUUUGAUGCCAACGCCGGAGCUUCCACCCAAUGUCCUAAUGACGAGCCCCCGGUGCCGAGUCACGGGCCGCAGCAGACAGAGCCCCCAGCCUGUGAGCCCCCAGCCUCCACCCCCACCCCUCUGGACCCUAACGCUGACCCCGUUAACGACAGUAGCAGAAGGGAGAGCGAAGUGGUUUCGCAUGAAGGCAUAAACUCCGCGACGACAGCGCAAAGCCAAGGCGGUGAGCCCUCUCCUAAAGGGCCCGGGGAGACGCAGAGUGAACAAGUGACCCCCGGCGACUCACAGCCAGUAGAGGCCAUGAGGGGAGGGGUGGAUGUGGAACUGAAGGUGGUGGAGGAUGUGACGGAGGAGCUGGGUAACAGUGAGACAUCCAGUCCGGCCGUCCCGAGUCCAAGGCCUUUGUACGUUCCCGUCCAGGUGCAACUCAAUGGAAAUGCCCUGCCCGGCGGCUCCCACCAAUCAGAGAGAGGCAGCGGUGCAUCCCGGAGCCCUAGCGCCGCCCCCAGGUCAGCUCCCGCCUUGCCACACCUCUUCCUUGGCACGCCUCAGCGCCACCCAUCCCCUCAGCACUCUCCACUGGCCACGGACCCGGCUGGGCGGAGACUGGAGGCCGCUAGUGCCGGAGACCCCAAACCCCCGUCCCCUGUCUCGGACGGGUACAACACGCCCACCUUUCCCCUGGCGUCACACUACUACCCCCUACUCAACGUCCCCCACGUCCCGUACUCUGGCUACACUGCGAUCACGAUCCCAGCCGCCCAGCCCCCGCUCCCUGAGAAGAGGCGUCUGUCCUCCAUGCCGGGGUCCCCAAGCAGCUCUCAGUCUCUUCUCAGGGCCUCCAUGGGUGCUGUGGGACCCGUGGGUCUCCCUCCCCAAUCCAGCCCCCUCCACGUUAGCUUCUCCCCGUCGGCGGAGUCGGGAGAGCUCCCCCCUCCGCUCAGACGUGGACUGACGCCCCCUGGUCCCAGAGAGGACGUGGUGGAGACCGGCGUGGUCAAUGCCAAGUUCGUCCAGGACAGCUCUAAGUUCUGGUACAAGCCCGGCAUCUCCAGAGACCAGGCCAUCGCCGUGCUCAAGGACAGGGAGCCGGGCUCCUUCCUGAUCAGGGACAGUAACUCCUUCCAGGGGGCGUACGGUCUGGCUCUCAAGGUGGCCAGCCAUCCUUCGAACGACGCCAACCACCCUGGAUGUAACGUGGAUCCCCAGGAGCAGCUGGUCAGGCACUUCCUCAUAGAGACAGGCUCACGCGGGGUUAAGAUAAAAGGUUGUCAGAACGAGUCCUAUUUCGGAAGUUUGUCUGCCUUGGUGUACCAGCACUCCAUCACUCCCAUCUCUCUGCCUUGUGUCCUGCGCAUCCCGGAGAAAGAUCCGGUCGGAGAGCUGCAGGAACUGCAGAGUACCAGCAACACCAGCACUGCAGCAGUCCUCCUCCAGCAAGGCGCAGCUUGUAAUGUUCUCUACCUAAACUCCGUGGAGACAGAGUCCCUUACGGGGCCUCAGGCUGUCUCCAAGGCGACCAGAUGCACUUUAACCCAGGACCCUCCACCCACGGCCACAGUGGUCCACUUUAAAGUGUCCACACAGGGCAUCACGCUGACCGACAGCCAAAGGAGAUUGUUCUUCCGGAGACACUACCCGAUCAGCAGCGUGACGUUCAGCAGCUUAGACCCCAAGGAUCAGAGGUGGACUAAUUCAGAUAACAAGUCAAGCAAGGUGUUUGGUUUCGUGGCCAGACGGACGGGCAGCGUGUCGGAGAACGUGUGCCACUUAUUUGCAGAGAUGGAUCCAGAUCAGCCGGCAGUAGCCAUCGUCAACUUCAUCAACAAGGUCAUGCUGGGACCCCAGCAGCUACGCAGAUGAACUUGGGCUCCCUGAGAAAAUAGCCACAGGGGCUAAAGAAACAUAAAUUAGUGUGUGUGUGUGUGGGGGCGGGCAUGUAUGCAGCUGUCCAAUGGUCCAUGAAAGGAACCGUGUUGAAUGUUUAUGUCCAUUGGGAUGGUACAUUAGGAAGUUAAAUAAUGGCUUUAAAGUGAUUCGUUUUAAGCUUUUCCUCAACUUCAAUUGACUUGAUUAAUACUACUUCUGCCAAGUGAGAUUUCUUUUUUUUCUGUCCAUUAAUUUGCUGUUUGCCAUCAACUUUUAUUUAAUCACAAUAUACUAUGAAUUAUUCGUACUUUCAAAUAGGCAAGCCUUAUGAAAACACCUGUACGAUGUAAGUACUACCCAGUUUGAAAGCAACCAGAUGAAGAAAUCUAUUUAUUUUUUUGGUGGUGAGCAUUGUGACCCAAGGUCUGAAUAGUCAACCUCUUUAGAGAGGCAGUGAAACCUGAGCAGA
Esox lucius (northern pike) is the source of this 5988-nucleotide messenger RNA. It is a transcript of the gene tns2b, whose product is annotated as tensin 2b. Gene Ontology annotation, biological process: peptidyl-tyrosine dephosphorylation. Bases 648 to 5513 code for a protein of 1621 amino acids. The record is from RefSeq and is a predicted model, not a curated record. Lineage: Eukaryota; Metazoa; Chordata; Actinopteri; Esociformes; Esocidae. The transcript is spliced from 27 exons. Gene Ontology annotation, molecular function: protein tyrosine phosphatase activity; protein binding.